AUGGUAGACCCUACUGAUUCUUCUUCAGCUACUCAUCUCACCAAUCCUGCUCAAACUCAAGCACAGGCAGGGACUGCUGCACCUGAUUCCUCUCACCCUUUUUAUCUUCAUCCCUCUGAUUCUCCAGGCAUGCUUUUGGUCAAUGCCGUGUUUGAUGGAAAGGGGACCAAUGAUAUGGUGAUUUCCUGGCUAUUGAACACUUUUUCUAAGGAAAUAGCAGAGAGUGUUCUAUACUCAAAAAUAGCUAGAGAAAUUUGGUUAGAGCUUGAAGAAAGGUUUGGACAGAGUAAUGGACCACAUCACUACCAUCUACAGAAAGAAAUCAGUCAGACAUCUCAGGGAAAUCUGGACAUAGCUGGGUACUACACUAAGCUCAAAAGGCUUUGGGAUGAACUUGACAGUCUAGACACCUUCCAACACUGUACGUGUGAUUGUUCUUGUGGUGGUAAAAUCAAGACCUAUAAAUCACAACAAGAUGAGAGACUCAUUCAAUUUCUAAUGGGACUGAAUGAUGCAUAUAGUGGUCCUAGGAGCAGUCUACUCAUGCUCUCACCUUUACCAUCCAUCAAUUAUGCCUAUUCUCACCUUAUCAGAGAUGAGAAACAUAUAGAGAAUAGUGGAGGGAAUAGGUUCAAUGCUGAAAGAAAGAGUGAUGAGGAAAAGAAACCCGUUCAGUUCUGUGCCUAUUGUAAGAAGCAGAAUCACACCAUAGAUAAUUGUUACAGACUCAUUGGAUUCCCACCUGACUUCAAGUUUACCAAGUUCAAGAAAUAUGUACCUGGACCUAAGAGCAAUGCAGUUUUGCAUGCAGAAGAUGGUGGAAUUCAGUCAGUUCAAUCAGGAGAAAUACCAAUAAUACAAGAUCAAUAUUACAAUCUUUAUCAGCUGCUACAGAAUGUGAAAAUUGGAAAUCAAGUUAAUCAAGUGAAUCAGGUUAAUGAAGACAUUGCCUCUGCAAAUUGUGAUGGUAUAUUUCUUCGUCCUUGGCCCUCUACUCCUUCUAGAUCCUUCAUCAGUGUUUCUUUAAACUCUAUUGCUUGGAUCUUAGAUUCAGAUGCAUCAGAACAUAUGACCUGUAAUUCUAAGUUGUUGUUUAAUGCCCCUUCAAUGAAGAGGCCAGUAGUGCUUGGUGAAGUAAAACAAGGUCUCUACAUUAUCAAUUCAAGUCAAACCAAGUCUAGAACUAGAGUAGUUAGCAAAAUCAAGGCAUUAUGCCAUUCUCUUUGUAAUCAGCAUAUUAAGAGCCAAUUUUCAAAUUAUGUUUUAUCCUUAGCUUCAGUUUCCAGUAAUGUAAGCCUUUGGCAUAAUAGGUUGGGGCAUUCGCCAUUAUCUAAUAUGAAAAAUAUCAGUUCUAUUUCUUAUUCUGGUUUCCCUUCUAACAAGCAUGCUUGUGAUAUUUGUGCAAAAGCAAGACAAGUAAAAUUACCCUUCCCUUCUAGUUCUAUUACUACAAAGCGUGUGUUUGAUCUUAUUCACAUUGAUGCUUGGGGACCAUAUAGAACUCCUACUCAUGAGGGGUUCAAAUAUUUUCUUACUGUGGUUGAUGAUUACAGUCGAGCUACUUGA
Molecule: messenger RNA, 1566 nt
Organism: Nicotiana tabacum (common tobacco)
Lineage: Eukaryota; Viridiplantae; Streptophyta; Magnoliopsida; Solanales; Solanaceae
Source: RefSeq, a predicted model, not a curated record